AUGACCAAUACACCUCCUCGCGUUCACGUACUGGGCUUAGGUAGUAUUGGUUCACUUGUUGCUCAUUCGCUCGCAGAAAUUCCAAGACGCCCGCCUGUGACAUUAUUACUUCACAGACUAUCUUUGUUAGAGGGGUACAGGCGCAAUGAAUGCAAAUUGGGACUACAAACAACUGACGGAAAAUUCGUAAGUCACGGCGGUUAUGACUUUGAAGUCCUUCACAAUAAAGGAUGGCAUCACGCUUCUUUGAAUUCGGAUCACAGCAUCGAUCCAAUUACAGGACAACCAAAUGGCAUUGCGACUGGGACAAUCGAGCAUCUCAUUGUCUGCGUUAAGGCUACCCAAACCGUGGCUGCUCUCCAGUCACUCGGGUCCCGCUUAAACCAAAACUCCACCGUAAUGUUUCUCCAGAACGGUGCCGGAAUGAUUGAAGAUGUAAACAAGCAUCUUUUUCAAGAUCCCAAACUACGACCCAACUACAUUACUGGUGUCAUAUCUCAUGGAGUAACAAUGAACAAACCAUUCGACAUCACCCACACCGGCUUCGCAGCAACCUCGAUAGGCCCCGUACCGCGAAACGAGCCCUCUAAAUCAGACCCAUCAAAACCAACAACAUCCAAUUCAAGUUCAUACCUGUUGGACGCCCUCCCCCAAGUUCCACGCUUCAAAUGCCGCUCCUACGACUGGUCUUCCAUCUUCCAAAUCCAGCUCGAAAAGCUCAGCGUAAACGCCUUCUGCAACCCACUCUGCGCGCUCGCGGACUCACAGAACAAAUACCUCUUCACCAUACCCGACAUCUGUCGGUCACUCAUGAGAGAAAUCUCUUCCGUCGUGCUGGCUAUGCCCGAAUUCCAAGGUGCACCGGGUGUCAGACAACGGUUUUCUCCCGAAGUGCUUGAGCAGACUGUGAUGGGCAUUAUCGAGCGGACAAGGGAGACUACGUGUUCAAUGGUUUGGGACCUUAGGGCGGGGAGGGAGACGGAGAUCGCGUAUAUCAAUGGGUAUUGGUGUAGGAGGGGAAGGGAGCUGGGUGUGCCGACGCCCAUUAAUGAUGAGCUGGUGGCGAGGAUUGAGAUGCGGACUAAGAAGUCUGAGUAA
Molecule: messenger RNA, 1098 nt
Organism: Aaosphaeria arxii CBS 175.79
Lineage: Eukaryota; Fungi; Ascomycota; Dothideomycetes; Pleosporales
Product: putative 2-dehydropantoate 2-reductase family protein
Exons: 1
Coding region: 1-1098 (365 amino acids)
Biological process (GO): pantothenate biosynthetic process
Cellular component (GO): cytoplasm; mitochondrion
Molecular function (GO): 2-dehydropantoate 2-reductase activity; NADP binding
Source: RefSeq, a predicted model, not a curated record